Messenger RNA from Procambarus clarkii (red swamp crayfish), 318 nucleotides. The record is from RefSeq and is a predicted model, not a curated record. Lineage: Eukaryota; Metazoa; Arthropoda; Malacostraca; Decapoda; Cambaridae.
AUGACUGACCCCACCAUGACUGACCCCACCAUGACUGACCCCACCAUGACUGACCCUACCAUGACUGACCCCGCCAUGACUGACCCCACCAUGGCUGACCCCACCAUGACUGACCCCACCAUGACUGACCCCACCAUAACUGACCCCACCAUGGCUGACCCCACCAUAACUGACCCCACCAUAACUGACCCCACCAUAACUGACCCCACCAUGACUGACCCCACCAUGGCUGACCCCACAAUGACUGACCCCAUCAUGACUGACCCCACCAUGACUGACCCCACCAUGACUGACCCCACCAUAACUGACCCACCAUGA